AUGUAUCCAAUGUGUCGCGAAUUGUUUAUAUUAAUAUUUGUGGGUGUUUUCGCCCAGGUGCCCAGUUUCGAAGUGAACUUUCAGGAAUCCUAUCCCACACACUUUCUCAAUUCGGAACAGGAAUCGAUUUUGCAGAAACGGGCGGCGAAUGCUCCUCAGUUCUUCGACCAAGCUAGCUUUAGUUUCGAUGGCCUGACGCGAGUGGCUUCCGUGCCCGUGUCCUUUCCCCUGGACAUUUGCAUGCUCCAGCUGCCCACGGUUAAGUACGCGACGGCGCUGCACAAAGAUGCCGCGGGAGUGCGUCACUUUGCCGUGUUCACCUGGCGUCCAGCUGAGCAGGAUUACCAGCUCCUCGUGGAGCUGGCGGCUCCGAAAGCGGUGGCUCUGGAUUGCCUGGCCUUCGCUGGACGUGGCUACGUGGCUGUGAGCUACAACCUCAGCGAACCCGUGGUCCAGGCUCGUGAAGGAUCACCCAUCUAUGAGCUCUCCCCGGAAACGGGAAUACGGACAGUGCAGUACUUUUCAGGAACACAACUGAGGGGAAUGUACCUGCGGAUCAGCAGCCAGGAGCUGACUCUGCUGCAGGCCUUCGAAAAGGGAGCCCAGUGUCCCUACUUCAAGUGGAUGGGCAUGAGUUUCCAGCGGCUAGGCGCAAUCCCCUGCAGCAAUGCUCGACGACUGGAGGCCUUUGGCAUCGACUACACCGACUAUGUGGCCGUGGCCAACUAUGCAGAUGCAGAGGGACGGACGGCCACUCGCUCGGAGAUCUUUAGGUGGGAUGCCAAGUCCCAGAGAUUCCAGCUUUUCCAGCGACUCCGCAGCAAUGGCGCCGUGGACGUAAAGUACUUUAGUCUGCCAGUGAACGAGGUCAGCCGCAGGCACUUUCUCAUUCUGAGCAACACCAUUGGAGGAACCAGCUCCGCACUGGGAGAGGCAGACACUGUGAUCUAUGUCUUCGAGAAGGGCCAGUUUGUGCCCUACCAGCGGUUGAGUUUCUAUGCCGUGGAAAGGGUUCUGCCAGUUCAGCACACAGUAUCCGAGAAGUUUCUUCUCCUGGUGGCCUGUAAUAAGCAGGAUGUUAAGAUCUACAACCUCAACGACUGGAGAUUUGAGGAAUCCAAGGUGCAGUUCACGGAAGGAGCUUUGAGUCGUGGAGUGGCCAGAAUGAGAAGCUAUGAGGAGGGGGAUCACAGCUAUUUGGUGAUUGCCAAUGAGAACAUGGCUUCAAAUGAGACAAAUAUAUUCCAACCGCUCUACAAACAGGAUGAGCAUGCCAAUAUACUCCGCCAGCAAAUCAUUGACUGGGCUCGGGAGCAGAGGAAGCGCUUGGAGCAGGUGAAAGUGGAGCAGCUAUUGAAAAGACUGGAGGAAAAGCUGAAGCAACGUGAGGAGAAACUAGGAUGGUCAGCAAUUAAAGAAGUGAAAGCCAAGUCGUUCGAGGAUAAGCACAUGAAGCUAACGCCCAACUACUGGAAGGCUUUGCAGCUAACCAAGCAGGCUUUGGAUGCCAUCGAAGACAAACUAAGCCCCGCCAGCAACAGACAUCCCAAGAAAAGAUCGGUUGACAGCCUGUCUGACGAACACGAUUUCGAGGAGGUCACAGUGGACACCCUGGUGGUGCACGGCACAGUAAAAGCAGACCAUAUCAAUGGAGUUGAUACGAAGAACCCUGUUUACGAGUCCGUGACGGCCAGUAAAGUGUUUGUGAGCGAUAAGUACAGCGAACCCUCGAGGAAACAAAGGAAACCCCUGUUGGAGGAGCUGACAGUAAAGGAUCUGCAACUAGAGGGUCGGCUCAAUGGCCUCAAGUGGUCAGAGCUUCAGGAUCAGACCCUCAAACGCAGUGGGGAGGAUGUGCAGUUCAUCAAGGCAGCCGUGGAGUUGGACCACCUCCAAUCCGAUGCGAUCCAAGUCAACAGCAAUGAGGUUAACGAUCGCCCGGUGGGUCAGCUCAUCCCGGUGGAUGGUGGAAACUUUAUAGUUCAACAGGAUGUGCAGUUCGCACAGCCUGUCCAGGUGAACCGGCUGCUGAUCAACCAGCGGCUCAACCACAUUCACGUCGAUCGCCAGCGUUUCGAUGUGCUGCUCAGGCAGGCCAACCACACGCAGGUCAUCGAGGGCGCCAAGCGCUUCGAGAAUGUGCGUGUCUUGGAACCAAUUACCAUUGCGGGUCAAAUGAUGGGCGCUGAACUGAGGGCCAUGUCACCGGCAAAGGUUAACCACAAAUCGCUGCAACUCCAGGGCGAUUUUGUCAUAGAAGGCGAUGUGACCAUCGGUCGCCUGUUGCAAAUGAAGGAAUUUGUAGAUGAGCCCACGCAGCGUUCAGCAGCAGAAGCUUUGAGUCGAGGUGUGCGGUUGGAUCAGCUUGUGGACAAUGUCAAUCUGAACUUUCUGCAACCUCUCAUCGCCAACAACACGGAACUGAGCUUCCUCAACACCCAGGAUUUGCAAAAUCUGGUCCAGCUGAACGUGGAUAAAGUGCAGUUGGUGCAGGCCAGCAAAACGUUUCCGAAUAGUGUGGAGAUAAUCGAUGGCUUCGGCGAGGUCAAGUGGUUGAAUGGCAUUGAUACGGAGAAGCUUCCAAACAUGCUGCUCAGCAAGAGUGGCAACCAAACUAUUUCUACGCCUAUUCGACUGCAGGGAUUGGAAGUGGACCACUUGAAUUCAUCUCAGAUCUUAUUGAAUGGUUUGGGAUUGGAGGACUAUCUUCAGGUUAGCAAGGACCAGAAGUCGAAUGGAACUCUGUAUGCAGACAACUUAGAUGCUGAGGAGAUGAGCGUGGAAGACCUGCACCUCAAUGGCCUGCUCUUUGGCCAACCACUGUCCUCCAUCUAUGAGCACGGAAGCAAGUCCCUGGACAGCUGGCAUCUGCCACCCCACUUCAAUGGCACUCUUCAUGCUCAGAAUCUCUGGCUCAGUGGCGACAUAAACCAGGCGAACGUGGUGCACUUGGAGCAGCAAUUACAGCAACUGGCGGGCAACAUCAAAUAUGUGGGAGACAUUAGCUUCGAGCAUGAUGUUAACAUCAGCUCCCUCAGCUUUGAAAACUCCCUGAAUGGAAUCGAAGCCCACAGAUUUGGUCGUUGUUGGCUGGAGUCCGGGGGAGACCAGAAUUUCACGGCUCCCCAAGUGCUGGCCUCGCUGGACAGCAGCAAAGGCGUCUGGCUAAGUGGACAACUGAACAACCAUACUCUGGAGGAUCUGGUCAGCCGCAGCUACAGGCUCAAUGCAUCGGAGCACCUGCAAACAGUGCGAUUUGCGAAUCCCAUUGUGUUGCAAUCGGAGCUGCAGUUGGGCAAACUUAAUGGACUCCGUGUGCCGGAGGAUGUGAUCUACCAAAAUGGAGGGGGCUACCUCUCUGCUCCAGUUGGCAUAGAAGGUAACUUGGAGGCAGCAGAGGCCUCUAACAUUACCAGCCUGAAUGGUUACCCCCUCGCGGCGUUGGAGAACUACCUAAGUGGUCAAACACUGGACACUUUUCGGGCCGAGAAUGUGAAGUUUGGCGGAGAAGCACCCUCUUACCAGCUGCUGAAUGGCCAGGAACUGGGCAAGCUCCUGGAUCAGGUGUGGCUGGACAAUGAGCAGAUUGAGCUGAGGGGAUUGGCACUGGAUUCUGGCGAAUUUAAGGGCCUGCUGGAGUUCCAGGGACCCAUCAAUGGCCAGCAUGUGGACCACAUCAGGCACAGCUAUUUCAGCCGGACGCGCAGCAAUCGGAUGAAAACUCCCCUGAGCUUCCAGCAUGACGUCACGUUCGCACAGCCUCCAGUGGCCCAGUACGUGGAACUGCGACGUGGCGAUAGUGACGUUUUAAUGGAGGGCCGCGGCAGCAAUUUCUCACUGGACUUCAACGACUUUGUAGCCCACACACUAAAAACUGGCGGAAAGCAUGCCAUAAGUGGGAAAUGGGAACUGCCAGAGGCCUCGGUCUCGGGAGAUUUAAAGAAUGUUCUAAUAAACCACCUAUACCUAACUGAUGAUAUAAUAAGAAUGCCCGUAAAUAAUCAGACCAGAAUAAUCCAUCCCUUGACCAUUGAUGCGCUGAAGACCUUCGAUAGCGCCACCAUAAAUCGCCUGCACAGCACACCCGAAAGCCAGGUGGCGGAGGUUCCACUGGCCAAGUGGGUUGAUGAAGCAGUCUAUAUCUACGGAAAUCACAGCGUUCCCGGCACCACCCGCCUGGAUAAUGUGAAUCUCUACAAUGAUCUCUCCGUCAAGGGAACAGUAAAUGGCGUCCUCUGGCAGCCGGAUAAGCUCCUUUUGCGGGACAAGGAGCAGGAUGUGAGGGGAUCCCUGCUGGUGGACAACAGUCUGCCAGAGCAUCGUCGAAUUUUCAGCAACAAUGUGGAGAACCUCUGGGUGGAUUCGGUCAAUGGGCUGCCAGUAAAUGAGUUGCUGGACAACAAGGCACAGAACCGUCCGAAUCUUCACGUCGAGAGCCAACUGAUCUUUACCCAGCCUCUGACGGUGGGUCUCUACGAGGUCAGCAAUGGAAAUGGCCUGCUGGAUAAGUACUACAAAAGAAAGCGGGGCACCAGCGAGAAUGCCAUUGAAGCCUGGCAGCAGUUGCAGGAAAACGUAGCAGCUGUAAAGAACAGAUUGGAUAAGCCACCAAAAGUGCUGGAGAACUUCGCCGUGCUGCAGAAACUUUCGCAUAAGGCCUCAGUUAUGAAGAUGAUCUCCUGGGAAAACAAAGAUACGCUUGCCAUCUGGGAGGUCGAACCAAACAAACUAAUCCUUUACACCUGGCAGCCGCACGAACAGCUCUUCGCGCUCAAUUCAAGUUCGUCAGCACUAACACAGCUCAAUAAGCAGAACUGGGAUCAAUACACUAAGAAUGAAGAGACCUCAAAGAAAUUAAAGUUUGGACAACUCAGGUUUCAAUGCCGGGGACUACAGGAAGCCAAACAGAUUGUAAUCCAAUGCCUAGAUAAACAGAACAAGAGCAGGGAGGCAAUCCUGGCCAGGCGGGAUGUAAAACAGUUGUUGGCCCUCGCCGACACAGACGAUAUGCCCAUUCUACUGCGGACCUCCAGAGCUGUGGAGCUUUGGAAAUGGAGCAAAGGCAAUUACACCCUAGUAAGCAGUCUGGUAGAUGGGCAGGUGGAGCAAAUAGUGCAGAUCCAACGAGGAGCCGGCAUGGAGAGCGGUUAUGUGGCUCUCUUGGCUUCAACGCCAGCAGCAGAGAUCCGCAUUUACAGCUUUAGCAGUGAGGACGUGAGUGAUGUUCAACUGGACCAAGCCAUUGGCCUACUGGAUUCGCGUCAUCCUCGCCAAAUGCGGUUCAUGCAUCUGCCGGAGUCCGAUGAUCUGCUGCUCUGCGUAUCAAAUGUGCUGCCACAACAACCGCUCACCAUCUACCAGCAUCGCGGAGCAGCGGGCUUCCAGCAAAUCCUCGGCGACAGUGCCCUGCCGAAGGCUCGUGCCUUGGAAGUGCUCCAGCUGCCCAGCCGUCAGCUGCGCCUGCUGUCCAUGGCCACGGAGGAGGCCGUGUACUUGCUGCAGCCACAGUUUACCACACUUUAAGCCACUUUUGUUUUGUUUUUUCUAAAUAAAAAUUACUUUUUAUUAACCGUA
Drosophila biarmipes is the source of this 5574-nucleotide messenger RNA. RefSeq lists its product as uncharacterized. Gene Ontology annotation, biological process: signal transduction. The coding region runs from base 1 to 5523 and encodes 1840 amino acids. The record is from RefSeq and is a predicted model, not a curated record. The transcript has 13 exons. Lineage: Eukaryota; Metazoa; Arthropoda; Insecta; Diptera; Drosophilidae.